GCGGCUCCCGACAAAGCCGGCCGGAGCUGAAGCCGCCGAUUUCUGGAGUGUCCGAGUCUGGCUCAGUGCACAGGGCGAUGGGCGUCGCUCCUUAUCUCUGUCUCCUUCUGUCCUGUCUGGCAGGCGUGCGGUCCGACGUCGUGCUGACACAGCCCGCGUCAGCGGUGGUAAAGCCCGGGGAGUCCUACAGACUGACCUGUGCAGUCAGUGGGUCCGAUCUCAGCAGCUACUACAUGAGCUGGGUGAAGCAGGUCUCCGGGAAAGGGCUGGAGUGGCUGGUAGCGUAUUACUCCGAAAGUUACAAGUAUUACGCGCCUGGAGUCCAAGACCGGUUCACCGCUUCCAAGGACAGCAGCAACUUUUAUCUGCAAAUGAACAGCCUGAGACCGGACGACACGGCCACCUAUUACUGUGCGAGAGACACAGUGAGAGGGAGCGGGACUGGACCGGGACAAAAACCCAGCGAGAGCGCCCGCCCUCAGGGCGCUGAGGGACAGGACGGCACUGAUCACCGCAGCCGUGUCCCGGCCUUGCUGUGCCGCCGUCGGCCGUCGCUGGAAUGGGAGGCGUGUUGUCAGCCGCGAUUCCUGGGAGGAGAGGCUGGAGGGACCGAGGGGCUCAGCGGAUCACUUCAGAGGGCAGCUCGGAGCCAAGCGCCGUGGGUGGGACUGGAGUCACCGAUCGGCCCAGCCGGGUGUCGGUCCCUGGUCCACAGUUUACAGUCAAUGGUCGGGCGCUGGGGAACACCGAUGGUCAGAGAGACCUUGGUGUCCGGUGCGGUUUAACUGAGGAGUGAGUGAGCUCGGAGACAGUGAGAGGGGCGGAGGUUAUCGUACGGCGGUGGAUCACAGUGACUAUAUACUGGAUGGCACAGUGUGAGAGAUGGGGGCUCCCUCCACACACAAACCUGCCGCAACAAAACUCCUUCAAUUGGGCUCUUCGGGCGCUGCCACCGGCCUUUACCCCGGGACCCGUGGAUAUAAAUCAGAUCCCGAGUGGAUAAUCUGGGAGUGGGAACAAGUUCCACUGAAGAUGUGUCUGGAAGGGACCGGAACCACCGAGGAGCAGCAGUCGGUAGAAGCAGAGUGAAAGGUCCCGGUGGGUUGCACCCUGUCCACUUCAGGACUGGGAUGGCCGAGACUGAGUCCUGCUGUGCGGGACACCCGGACACAGACGGGGGGUUUAAUAAAGCCGCUGGCCGGCUCUGGGCUCCGCUGGAUUUCGGGCUGGAUGGAGGCGGUUUGUGACCUGAGCU
This is a messenger RNA of Pristis pectinata (smalltooth sawfish), 1255 nucleotides long. Its product is annotated as immunoglobulin delta heavy chain-like. The coding region runs from base 78 to 785 and encodes 235 amino acids. Gene Ontology annotation, cellular component: external side of plasma membrane; blood microparticle; immunoglobulin complex, circulating. Gene Ontology annotation, biological process: phagocytosis, recognition; B cell receptor signaling pathway; phagocytosis, engulfment. The record is from RefSeq and is a predicted model, not a curated record. The transcript has 2 exons. NCBI's taxonomy places the organism in Eukaryota, Metazoa, Chordata, Chondrichthyes, Rhinopristiformes, Pristidae. Gene Ontology annotation, molecular function: immunoglobulin receptor binding; antigen binding.